This is a messenger RNA of Ylistrum balloti, 2201 nucleotides long. RefSeq names its product nucleic acid dioxygenase ALKBH1-like. Gene Ontology annotation, cellular component: cytoplasm; nucleus. The transcript is spliced from 6 exons. Gene Ontology annotation, molecular function: oxidative RNA demethylase activity; broad specificity oxidative DNA demethylase activity; ferrous iron binding. Lineage: Eukaryota; Metazoa; Mollusca; Bivalvia; Pectinida; Pectinidae. The coding region runs from base 57 to 1100 and encodes 347 amino acids. The record is from RefSeq and is a predicted model, not a curated record. Gene Ontology annotation, biological process: oxidative RNA demethylation.
AACGUUUAAGAAAGUCUUGUUAAACGUUGUGAAAAUAUUGAAAGAAGUUUAAGACUAUGGCAACUUACACCGAAGAGGAAACUGGACCAAAUGAAAUAGACAAUUUUAAACCAAUAUUUAAGAAGUACAAAAGGAGAGACCGCCCACUGGAUGUUUCAGACGUUAUUGAUUUUGACAAGGGAAAUAAUCUGCAUAUGGUUGAACAGUUUAAACUAAAAGAGCCAGAUCAUUCACUCUUGACAGGUCUGAAGCCUGUCUGUAAAUGGAAAGCAUAUUGUCUUAAGUCCAACCCAGGUUUCCUGUUCAUAGUCAACCCAUUUGAGAAAGGAUACCAGAGGUACUGGGUGUCUCGCUGUGUUAAAGAUUAUCCAUGCCGACCCAAUGUCAGAAAUCUAGAUGCUUACAUGGAUGUAGGAGAUGUCAAUAUUUGGAACUCAUCUGUAGACACACAUAAAGAUGACAUUGCCAACAAGGAGAGUCUAAUGAUGAAGCUACGUUGGGUAACCAUGGGAUACCACUACCACUGGGGCACAAAGAAAUACUACAAAGACAGCAAAGCUCCAUUUCAAGAAGACAUGUCACGAUUAGGCCGGCAUGUAGCUAGUGCCAUAGGUUACCCAAAGUUCUCCCCAGAGGCAGCUGUCCUAAACUACUACCAUCUUGACUCAUCUCUCAGUGGCCAUACAGACCACUCAGAAUUUGACCAUUCUGCUCCACUUAUAUCUUUCAGUUUUGGUCAAGAUGCCAUCUUUCUAAUUGGGGGAGAGACAAAGGAGACAGAACCUAGUGCUGUGUUCUUGCGGAGUGGGGACAUCUGUGUCAUGAGUUCAUCAGCCAGACUUGUGUAUCAUGCUGUUCCUAGAAUAAUGGAGACAGACCCAGAAAGGAAUCGGAACUGUUUUGACAUAUCAGAUAUUUCUAAAUUAGACUCGGAGAGCUGUACAUCAGACAGUUGUGAAUCUAAAGCACACAGACAAAUUAUAGAAAGACUGCACAGUGAUGAUUGGAACCUUAUGUCAAAGUAUCUCAGCCAGACGCGAAUCAAUUUUAACAUACGUCAGGUCCUUGUGCCAGACAGAGAGUUUCCAGCGGAGUCUUGAAUGUUGUCAUAUUAUCUAUUCACCAUAAAAAUCUCUUGCUAAAUAAGUAAAUAUAUCAAUGUGAUUAAAAAUCUUACCUUCAUAAAUUUUUCCAAUCUUUAAACUAAACAGUAUGGUUUUACUCAAGUUAUGAUCAUAUAUUUGUUUUAUUUCAAAUACUGCAAGGGUUUUAAAUUAAUAUCCAUUUUAUUUCUUUAUACAUUUCUUGAAGUAAAACAAAUAAGUACAAAACAAUUUCAGGUUUGCAGCGAGAUAUAUAGAAUAAGAAUUUUGAAAGCAAAGAUAGAACCUAAUUCAUUUAAAAAUUGAAUUUUAAAAAUAACAUUUUAUUUUUUUCAAACAGACUAUGAAAUAAUAUAUAAAAGUCAGGGGUCGGUUUGGUUUUGUUUACUGGGUUAGCAUGUUCCACUAACAUAGAAUGGCAGUAGGAUAAGUCAUCAAGUUUUUUUUUAUUUAGAAAUUGAUCAGUUUGAACAAUAUGUAUUCAAUAUUUAAACUACAUUACGUAUACAUACUUAAUAUUUGGGAUCCAAAAUCAAGCUAGAAUCUUUGAUUUCUGUAUAACGUACAAAUAUAAAGUAUAGUAACAAUACAUGAUGGUAUUCAGAUUUAUAAAUCUACAUCUACAAAUUAUCAUUACAUACUGCCCUUUGAACUAGAUUAUCAAAAUGAUUUUUAUAUAAAAACAAAUAGAGCAGGGACUCAUGUAGAUAACCCUUUCCUACUCUUUUUCUGAUCUGAACAUAUUGAGGGGUUAAUGUAUUAAAACGUUUAUAAGAUAUUGUUUACAGAAGAUUUUUAUUUCAAAAAUGGUCAAGGGUGACCUUUAACCUUGACCAGCGACUAUCAGAAUCUAAUCAGGUGUCGAUCUUGAGGGUUGAUGCUUUGGUGUGUGUUUAAACAAAAUCUGUUCAUUUGAUUCGGGAAUGGCAGUGAAAAGGUAUGAGGUCACCUGCCGACCAUGUGGGCUUACUCUGGGUACUCCAGUUUCUUCCUAUACUAAGAUCCCUUGUGGGAUUCCAUCUUUGCCAACAAAAGCGAUUAAUUUAAGUUUGAAAAAUCUGCUUCAUAGUGUUAAAUAAAGUUUAAUUUUUAACAAAA